GUUCUUGGGUAUUCUAUGAUCGAGGGGAGAAAUCAAACACUCCGGGCGAUUCAAUCGUGCACCAAGCUCUCCGCGGCGUCGACGCUCCACUCCCGCAUUCGCGACCUCGUCCGCGACGACGAUGUCUUCCUUCUCAACAAGCUGAUCGAGAUGUAUGGGCGAUGCGGCAGCUCCAGCGACGCGCGCCGGGUCUUCGACGCCCUCCACGGCUCCAGAAAUCUCGAUCUCUUCUCAUGGAAUCUCAUGAUCGUGGCCUACAUCCGCAAUGGCGGGAUCAAUCGAGCGAGGGAGCUCUGGGACGCGAUGCCGGUGAGGAGCUCGGUGGCUUGCACGGCGAUGAUCGUUUCGUAUGGGCAGAGUGGAGAUCUUCACAAGGCGGAGGAGAUUUUCACUCUCGCGAUCGAGAAGGAUGUUCUUUGCUGGACUGCGAUGCUGGAAGCAUAUGCCCAGAAUGGGCAUCUGGAGGAAUCGACAAGGGUGUUUGAUUCUAUGCCUUUUUGGGACACUGUUUCGUGCACCGCUAUGCUGGUUGCAUACUCGGAGCUUGCUAGUCUUGGAGAAUCGAAAAGGAUAUUUUCUAUGAUCAAAGAGAAGAACAUUGUCUCGUGGACAGCGAUGAUCACAGCAUUUGCCCGGAAUGGGGAGUUUGCGUCAUCAAAAGAGGUAUUUGAUCGAAUGCCUUUGCACAACUUGGUUUCUUGGAACUCACUCUUGACUUCUUUUGCACAAAACAGGAACUGCGAGGAGGUGGAAAACUUCUUCUCUUCGAUUCCCGAGUGGGACAUGGUGUCUUGGAACGUCCUCGCUGCUGCGUUUGCGAAGGAAGGGCGAUUGGACGAAGCUAUGGAGGUUUUCCAUCGCAUGCCCGAGCAGGACUUGGCUUCCUGGAGCUUGAUGAUCACUUGCAGCAUCGAAAAGGGCCGGUUUGAUCAAGCGAGAGCGCUCUACUGGUCGAUGCCCGAGCAAGAUCUGGUGCUCGUCACCACGCUCAUCAGUGCUUUCUCUCAGCAAGGCCACCUCGAGGAAGCAAAGUUUAUGUUUGAUACGCUUCCACAGAAGAACCUCGUGGCCUGGAACUCCAUCCUGGGAGCUUACGUUCGUCACGGCCUGGUGGAAGAAUCAAAGGAGCUCUUUGAUGCCAUGCCGGAGCGAGACUCCUUCUCCUGGACUUCGAUCCUCGCGGCUUACUUCCAAGCAGGAGAUCUCGUCACUGCCAGAAGAAUGUUCGAGGCAAUGCUGGAUCGAAACUCGGUGUCCUGGACGGCGAUGCUUGCGGCCUACGCUCAAAACGGACUUCCCGACGAGGCAUUCGAGAUAUUCCACUCGAUGAAGCUCGCUCACGCCUUGGACGAUGUUUGUUUCGUCUCGGUGCUCGUUGCGAGCAGCCACGCAGGGAAAGUCUACGAUGCGAGGCAGUGGUUUCUCUCGAUGAUCAUGGACUAUGGGAUCGAGCCUUCCAAGCACCAUUUUUCGUGCAUGGUGGACAUACUUGCUCGAGCCGGGCACUUGGUGGAGGCGAGAGAGCUCAUCGCGGACAUGCCGUUUGUGCCGGAUGGUGUCGAGUGGAAGUCCUUGCUGGGAGCUUGUAGAGGCCGGAACGAUGUCAGGCACGGGAAGAAAGCCGUGACGAGCGUUUUGAGCUCCGGAGACAUGGGAGACUCGGCUGUGUACGUGCUUCUGUCAAACAUGCAAGCUUUCGCGUGAUUGAGAACGAUUAAUAUCGACUCAGAGCAGCAAGAUGGAAGACACUCUGCAAAAGACAAAACUACACGAGUUAGAGGUAACCUUUCUUUCCUAGAGAGAAGCGAGUAACACGAUUGAGAGCAGUGCAAGGCGGAGCCAAAGCCGCAAUCGCGGCUAUGUCCAAGCAAGCAAGAAUCCGGUGAGGCCACCAGAACUCGUCCAGACUAGGCGAUCCUCCACUUCGAGCUGCAAGCUCAGAAGGCUUGGAUGUGGCAAACAAGGUGGUGGAAUUUUGUUUUAUCCAAAGACGCAUUGCGGUUUGAGAUACACUGGGAAUUGGAAUCGCUUAUGGUUUUCCAAUUUAGGUAGCUUCUUAUCCCCUCUUCUCACACUGCAAGUGUGGAUAAAAAGAGGCAGUAUGGUCCUUUGACCUAUAGUGCAUUCGUUUGGUUUUGAGAGGUGGGUGCUCAAUGUCUACGUUUCUUAUGGUUAUGUGCCUUAUGUGCCAUAACCACUCU
Messenger RNA from Selaginella moellendorffii, 2201 nucleotides. RefSeq names its product pentatricopeptide repeat-containing protein At4g02750-like. NCBI's taxonomy places the organism in Eukaryota, Viridiplantae, Streptophyta, Lycopodiopsida, Selaginellales, Selaginellaceae. The transcript has 2 exons. Gene Ontology annotation, molecular function: protein binding. The coding region runs from base 16 to 1704 and encodes 562 amino acids. The record is from RefSeq and is a predicted model, not a curated record.